Molecule: messenger RNA, 1146 nt
Organism: Lactuca sativa (garden lettuce)
Lineage: Eukaryota; Viridiplantae; Streptophyta; Magnoliopsida; Asterales; Asteraceae
Molecular function (GO): zinc ion binding
Source: RefSeq, a predicted model, not a curated record
AUGGACUAUGCUCUUGAACUUCAAGCUACAAACCCAGACACAACAGUCAAAAUAGAUGUGUGUCCUAAUGGCAACCCUGCAUCCCCAACAAGGCAGUUUAGAAGGAUUUAUGUAUGCUUGGGUCCACUGAAAAAAGGUUUCAAAGCAUGUAUUAUAGACUUAGUAGGUUUGGAUGGUGCCUUCAUGAAAGGCCCAUUCCCUGGUCAGGUUCUUACAGCAGUUGGUCUAGAUUCCAACAAUGGAAUUUAUCCCUUGGCCUAUGCAAUUGUUGAGUCCGAAAACACAGCUAGCUGGAAGUGGUUUUUAGAAAACCUUGGGGAUGACUUGGAGCUUGGGAGCAACUCAAACUAUACUUUCAUAAGUGACAGGCAAAAGGGAUUACAAAUUGCAGUUGAUCAAUUGUUUCACAAUGGUGAGCAUAGGUAUUGUAUUAGACAUAUUCAUGACAAUAUGAGAAAGAAGUGGGGGCAAACUGAGUACAUGGACGAUUUAUGGAGGUGUGCAUCAGCAACCACCAUUCCUAAGUUUAAGCAUUUGAUGAAGGAGUUUAGAAGAUUUGUUUCUGAUGUGUUGAUUUCAAACAUGUGUGAAGUGUUUAAUGGGAAGAUAGAGAAAGGCAGGGACAAACCUGUAAUUUCAUGUUUAGAGUUCAUUAGGGAGUAUCUAAUGAAGAGGAUAUGCAAUGUCAUGAAGGCAGUGAAGAAGGUUAAAGGUCCACUAACACCUACAACAACAUACAUCCUAGAUGCAAGGAAAAAAGGUGCUUCACAAUAUAUUGCUAGGUGGAAUGGGGAAAACAAGUAUCAAGUCGCUGGAGCAUUGCAAGAUCAGCAUAUGGUGGAUGUUAGGAACCAAACCUGCACUUGCAGAAAAUGGGAAUUAAUGGGAAUACCUUGCAGGCAUGCAAUUACAACUCUGAAUGAAAUAAGCAAAGACCCUGAGGCUGAGCUUGACAUUUACAAGUGGGUACACAAGGUGUAUUGGCUAGAGACAUGGCAAAAAGCUUAUUCAUUUAAGGUGGAACCAAUUAAAGGGAGAUCCAUGUGGCCUAAAAGUAAUUGUCCAACAAAGCUAAUCCCUCCUCCACAUCGCACUCAGGUGGGAAGGCCUAAGAAAAAAGAAGACAAAGUGAGGGUGAAAGGUUAA